This is a messenger RNA of Guillardia theta CCMP2712, 1194 nucleotides long. RefSeq lists its product as hypothetical. The transcript is spliced from 3 exons. Bases 1 to 1194 code for a protein of 397 amino acids. Gene Ontology annotation, molecular function: hydrolase activity. The record is from RefSeq and is a predicted model, not a curated record. NCBI's taxonomy places the organism in Eukaryota, Cryptophyceae, Pyrenomonadales, Geminigeraceae.
AUGAGCAUGCGGUGUUUGUUGAUGGUCUGUGUCCUGGCCCUCACGAUCCAGGAGUUGGCUGGCUUGCAGGACGACAAGGAUAAGCGACAUCGGAUCGCGGCACAUCUUGAUGGAACCCCUCUACCUCAACCCGAUCGUCUGGUAGCUAUUGGAGACCUCCACGGAGACAUUGUAGCAACACGACGGGCUUUAAGACUCGCAGAGGUUUUGCAUCCAGAGAGGGACGAGUGGGUUGGUGGCAAGACUGUAGUUGUCCAAGUAGGAGAUCAGCUUGAUAGAGGGGAUGACGAGCUUCAAAUCUUGUCUCUCCUUCGCAAGCUUGCUGUUCAGGCACGCCAACAUGAAGGGGCUCUCCACGUAUUGAUAGGGAACCAUGAAAUCUUGUCUACACAUACAGCAAGAUAUGCGACACGUGGAGCUUUGGAAAAUUUCUUUCGAUGGCAAAGGCAAUGCAUGAACAACUCAACCUUAACGGAAGAAGAGUUUCACGCAAAUCUCUGUGAUUUACAUGAAGGGCCCCUCGAAUGCCAUGCUAGCAACUUGCAAUGUCAUGAAUUAGCUUCCAGGCUGUCUGGAUCUGCCGGUCUAAGCAGGUACAUGGCUUUGCAUCCUGGAGGCAUGAUAUCAAGAACAAUCUUGGCUGAGGAAAGAACAACAGCUUUGAUUGUCGGGCAAACUCUGUUUGUGCAUGCUGGAAUCGAUCUUGAUCACAUUAUCGGACACGAGAACCCGUCAGAGGCGUUGAAAAAGAUCAAUGAGGAAGUAUCAGCCUUUUUCCGCGGCGAGAAAGAUGGACUGCCGUUGCCAGCAGCAAGCACGCCUGACAGCAUGGUAUGGAUGAGACGAUACGGGGGGACACAUAUAGAUGCAGGCACAUGCGCCACUCUCAACGCAACUCUGAAAGCUCUUCCUGGAGAUGUCAGGCGCAUGGUGAUCGGGCACACCAUACAAGAAAGCAAGACGAUAAAUAGCGCGUGUGAUGGCGCGGUCUGGAGAGUAGACAUUGGUAUGAGCUCGGGAACAUAUGGAACAGAACCCCAGAUCCUUGAGAUGUGGAAGAAUGGAACUGUGAACGUCAAGAAAGAAGCAGCAAUGCGGUUUAAGGCCGAGGAUGAAGGUGAAAGCCCUCGAAGAUCAUUCUGGAAGAUAGCUUCCGGCAUUCGGAAGAGCGCAGAAAAGCUUUUGGAACUGUAA